AUAAAUCCGCGGUCACACUGAUUACAUAGCUACGGAGUUUCGAUUUUUCCAGCCCAAAUAAUUUUUCUGUUUGCAAAAAAAUAAGCGCUUUUGUGCAACGAAAAUUUUAUAAAUGUGGUUGCUUUAAGCAAGCAGCAAAAUUGCAUUUUCGAAAUUUUCCGCCUGCAGCUGGCCCUGGACGUGCUUUGUAUCCGUGGAGAACAGAGAAGCAAAGAUAGACGCCGUGUGGGGUUGGGUUGCUUCCGCCCCGCUGCGCUUAGCGGCGAACAGAAUGGGCGACCUUCCGGGCUCCACGGGCGGAGGAAGUGGCCCAGCUGCAGCCGGAAAUGCAAGUGGAAAUGCUAGUUCUGCAGGCAACACAGGCCUUGGUGUGGCCGGCACCACGGGCGUGGACCGUCCACCAUCUCCGGCCCGCCUCUCGCACACAUCCGAGAAGCAUCCAAAGGUGACGCUGACCGAGCUCAACAUGCUGCGGCGCCAUCGCGAGCUGUGCGACGUUGUGCUCAAUGUCGGUGGGCGCAAAAUCUUCGCCCAUCGGGUUAUACUAUCCGCCUGUAGCUCUUACUUCUGUGCAAUGUUCACGGGAGAGCUGGAGGAGUCACGCCAAACAGAGGUCACCAUACGCGACAUCGACGAGAACGCCAUGGAACUGCUCAUCGACUUUUGCUACACGGCCCACAUCAUUGUCGAGGAGUCCAACGUGCAGACUCUGCUGCCAGCCGCCUGCCUGCUUCAGCUGGUGGAGAUCCAGGACAUUUGCUGCGAGUUCCUCAAGCGCCAACUGGACCCGACCAACUGCCUGGGCAUCCGAGCCUUUGCCGACACACACUCCUGCCGCGAGCUGCUUCGCAUUGCCGACAAAUUUACCCAGCACAACUUCCAGGAGGUGAUGGAGAGCGAGGAGUUCUUGCUGCUGCCUGUUGGCCAGCUGGUGGACAUUAUCUGCAGCGACGAGCUUAACGUCCGCUCCGAGGAGCAGGUCUUCAAUGCGGUCAUGUCGUGGCUAAAGUACAAUGUGGCCGAGAGGCGCCAGCAUUUGGCCCAGGUACUCCAACACGUCCGUCUGCCUCUACUCUCUCCAAAGUUCCUGGUCGGCACUGUGGGCUCCGAUCUCCUGGUCCGCAGCGACGAGGCUUGCCGGGAUCUAGUGGAUGAGGCCAAGAACUAUCUGCUGCUGCCCCAGGAGCGCCCUCUGAUGCAGGGUCCACGCACCCGACCCCGCAAGCCAACACGUCGCGGCGAGGUUCUGUUUGCCGUAGGAGGCUGGUGCUCCGGCGACGCAAUUGCCUCAGUGGAGCGCUUCGAUCCGCAGACCAACGACUGGAAAAUGGUUGCACCCAUGAGCAAGCGACGCUGCGGUGUAGGCGUGGCCGUCCUCAACGAUCUACUCUAUGCUGUGGGUGGCCACGACGGUCAGAGUUACCUGAACAGCAUCGAGCGCUACGACCCGCAGACGAAUCAAUGGUCCUGUGAUGUGGCACCCACCACCUCGUGCCGCACCAGUGUGGGCGUGGCGGUGUUAGACGGUUUCUUGUAUGCUGUGGGUGGCCAGGACGGAGUCCAGUGCCUGAAUCACGUGGAGCGCUACGAUCCCAAGGAGAACAAGUGGUCCAAGGUGGCCCCGAUGACCACACGACGUCUAGGCGUCGCGGUGGCCGUCUUGGGCGGUUUUCUCUAUGCGAUUGGUGGCUCGGAUGGCCAAUGUCCCUUGAAUACAGUAGAGCGCUAUGAUCCUAGGCAAAACAAAUGGGUGGCCGUCAGUCCCAUGUCCACGCGUCGCAAGCACUUGGGCUGUGCGGUGUUCAACAACUAUAUCUAUGCCGUGGGCGGGCGAGAUGAUUGUAUGGAGCUCUCGUCCGCUGAGCGCUAUAAUCCACUGACCAACACCUGGAGCCCCAUUGUGGCCAUGACCUCGCGACGCAGCGGGGUCGGCCUGGCCGUGGUGAACGGACAACUGUACGCGGUGGGCGGCUUUGAUGGCUCCGCCUAUCUGAAGACCAUCGAGGUGUACGAUCCGGAGACGAAUCAAUGGCGUCUCUGUGGCUGCAUGAACUACCGCCGCCUGGGCGGUGGCGUGGGCGUGAUGCGUGCUCCUCAGACUGAAAACUAUAUGUGGUGCGAAAACAGUCUUAAGCAGCAUAAUAAUCCCCCAUCCUAAUGAAUUUCAUAACUUGCUUGUUCGCUUCAUUUCUCAUUCAUCGAUUGUUGUAUUUUGUCUUCUUUUCCCCUGCUUCCUCACAUGCUCGCUAACAACACAUGCUAACAAAUGCGGAAAACGCAGGAUACGCAAGGAUUCUGUUGUCUGAUGGGAGAAGCAUCCGCCGUCGUUGACGUUGCCCUCGCAAACGUUGCCGCCGCCGCAUUUCUAUUAGCAAUUGAAGCCAAAUUUAAACCCCCCCUACCACCCUCACUCCCACCCAUCCUCUCCACUCCAAUCCACUCUACUGUACUCCCGAAGCCGUUGCUUAGCAGAUUGUCUCUGAAUGUACUAUGUGUUAAUUGUUUAUGUCGUAGAGCCUAAGCGUAAGCCCAAGCCCCUCCCCCAGAAUAGUAGUAUAAGAGAUAGAAGCCCAACUAACUAAUCCCUCACUCGUCACCAUCACCCACCCCAUCACUCCUGUACGUAAUUGAAUGAUUGUAACUAAUAUUACACUAGUACUAGUACUCUAAGCAGCUAUAACUGAUGGACAACUCGAAAUCGUAAUACCUAGAAGAUGUUGCUGGUUGAAAUUUCAUGGAAAUUGCUAGCCCAUGCCCCACGUCCCGCGCCCCAUGCCUUCUUUCGGUAACAGAGUUAAAACAAAACACGAAUCAAAUACUAAACAUUAAACAGAAUUCAGUUAGCUAUAAAUUGAAUAUCAAUGAGCUCUAAAGUCAAGUAACAAAUUGGUAUUAAAAUAAUUUACAUAGUAUUAAGCAAAUUAUUCAAAAAAGUUUGCCCCCUGGCCCUGUUUGUAUUAUUUAUUAUUAUUUGAUCAGUAGGACAGUUCUUUUUUGAACAUUAUAUUAUGUGGUAUUUCAAGUAGACAGAAAAGUUUAAAUAAGAUCAAAUAAGCUUGUCUGUCGAGCUUAAGAAUCCACGAAAAAUACCCGAAAAGUUGCAAUGAACAAAGUCUAAAGUCUAAAGAUAGCCCAAGAAACAUUUCAAUAGUAAAAUUAACGAGUCCAUUUAAAGUCUACGCCUAGUUGUAAGUCGAAAAAUUGUAAUAUUGUUAAUCGUAGAUUGAAUGCCGGUGAAGGUGACAGAAAUACCCUUGGCUGGCAGUUUUACAAAUGCAGCGCAGCAGAUCGAGUUUUAUUGUUAAACCAAGUUUGACGACCUGCAAAGACCUGCGCUGAAAGAACCAACUCGAAAUUAUUCGGUGGCCACGUUUUUUUGUUAUUUGAACUUUUAUUUAUUUAAAAUUGAUUAUUUAUUUUACGCUUUUGCAUCUCAUUGUAUGUAUGUAUUUACUUUAUUUUAUUAUUGUGCACCUUUGUCAUUAAUUUAUACUGUUGUUGAACCGAGAGCAAAUCGUAUGGAAUUUUGCUUCCAGAAGAAGAAUAAGAAUAGCAUUUACAAAACGAAAACGAACCUUAUUUAUAUGGUAGGAUUAAGAAACAGAUAAACACCCACACACCACACAAUACAAAACACACACCAAGCAAAUAUUAAACAAUAGAAAUUGAUAGUUACAUUAAAUGGAAUACAAAUAUAACGCAAAAAUUAGCACAGUGUU
Molecule: messenger RNA, 3719 nt
Organism: Drosophila pseudoobscura
Lineage: Eukaryota; Metazoa; Arthropoda; Insecta; Diptera; Drosophilidae
Gene: dbo
Product: Kelch-like protein diablo
Exons: 6
Coding region: 272-2158 (628 amino acids)
Molecular function (GO): protein binding
Source: RefSeq, a predicted model, not a curated record